Aspergillus ruber CBS 135680 is the source of this 1074-nucleotide messenger RNA. Its product is annotated as extracellular guanyl-specific ribonuclease RntA. The coding region runs from base 195 to 599 and encodes 134 amino acids. The transcript has 2 exons. The record is from RefSeq and is a predicted model, not a curated record. Lineage: Eukaryota; Fungi; Ascomycota; Eurotiomycetes; Eurotiales; Aspergillaceae. Gene Ontology annotation, molecular function: RNA nuclease activity; RNA binding.
GGAAAGCUGAGAUCACGAAGACCACGGAGGCUAGGGAUGCUGGGCGAUGACUGCUCGCAUACUUAAACCCCGUCAUCUGCUGGUCAUUGUGACACGACAACUCCAGGCUUCAUCGUGACUGCAUCAGCAUCUCUACUACAAGAACACAUAACCACACGCCCCCCUUCUCCCAAACUGACAAUCUCCAAGCCAAAAUGCAGCUCACAAAGUACCUCACCCUCACAACCCUCCUCUUCAUCCAAACCUCUCUCGCAGCCCCGGCCCCCCAGCCCCAAGUCGCUCGGGCAUGUGACUACACCUGCGGCAGCAACUGCUACCCCAGCAGCGCCGUCUCCUCUGCCCAGAACGCCGGCUACAACUACGUCGAGCAAGGCGGCCACGCCGGCAGCAGCAGCUACCCGCACGUCUACAACAACUACGAGGACUUUGACUUCCCUGUGCAGCCGACGUACUAUGAGUUUCCGAUCUUGAGCGGCGGGUCGACAUACUCGGGUGGUUCGCCGGGCGCGGAUCGGGUUAUUUUCAAUGAGGAUGGGGAGCUGGCGGGAGUGAUUACGCAUUCGGGGGCUAGUGGGAAUAACUUUGUGGCUUGUGAGUAGAGUAGGAUUGGUAUGGCUAAAUAAUGGCAUUGGAUGGUUGUGUGUAUGGGAUUACUUGGAAUCUGCUUGUAGUACUACGGCAGUUUGUUCCCACUAUGGAUCGACAUGUUUCGAGGUCACUCCCCUCCGGACAAGUGAGCAUAAUAUCUUUGUUCCACUAUAGCACUUUGAAGAACUCAUUCAGCUUUAUCUAAGACCGUUUGCUCGUUUUGUUCUUAAUUUUGUCGCCUUCCAAAAUAACAGGUCAUGUGACUAGAGACAAACUCGUUCAUCACCUCAUCAAGGAACGGCUUGGUGUACUCUGAGCGAUGCAAAACUAUAAAUGACUACGAACUGUGGGAUAUGGGACCCUGAAUAUAAGCUCAGCAAGUCCCCGCUCAAAGAAUUUUAGGUUGCAAUCUGACCUGCAUCGGGAUAUAUAGUGAGUUAUGGGGUUAUGAAAGCAUAGCGAUAUGGAGACCAGUCCUGUCCUAUG